AUGAGGUUAGUAAGAUUCAAUAGUAGUUGUACCAAGUUUCAACCAUUGAUAGAAAAUUACAAGACCUUAAGACAUGUCCAUUUUGAUGGAAUAACACCUUUUAAAGAAGGCCAAGAACUUCAAGAUCAAAUACUAAAGGCCAAUUUAUCAUUCAAAGAGAUCGAAUCUAAGAUUAAGAAGAAUCAAGUAGAUUUAGCUAAGCAAGGAUUCGAAGUUUCGGAAUAUGAACAAGGGUUGCUUGACAAAAUUCUCGACAUGAAGCCUUUCCCCACACUUCUUACAUUUGAAUUCAACAAUGUUUAUACUGGGGGUAAGAAAUUAAAGAAAGAUCCGACUUUGCCACAACAAAUAGAGAAUUAUAGAAAGUUAGGAUGUGAUUAUUAUCAAUUGGAAAGAGGUGGAGAUGUGACUUGGCAUGGUAAUGGUCAGCUAGUAGCCUAUUUGAUUUUGGAUUUAAAGAAAUUCAGUAACUUGUCAGUUCGUUGUUUCGUGGAUAGCGUGUUAUUAAGAUCCAUUCAAGAUUUACUUAGAAAAAACUAUAAACUUGAAAGUCAGUUGGAUGCUAACCCUGGAGUUUGGGUUGAAAACGGAAGUCAAUUAGACAAGAUAGCUUCCAUAGGAACAAAUAUUCAAAGGGGGAUCACUACCUAUGGGAUUGGAUUGAAUGUCAAACCUGAGUUGAAAUUCUUGAAUAGUUUCGUUAUGUGUGGCUUACCUAGUGUCAAAGCGACUUCAAUUCAAGAGUUAAGACCAACGGAAAAUUUGACCAUCAAAGAGGUUUCCAUGUUAUAUUCCAAGGAGAUAGCGAAAAACUUGGGCAUCGAAAGAGUUGAACAUUUGAAUGGAGAAGAUGUCAAACAACAACAGCAACAAAUGGAACAGGAGAAACAACAGUAA
Messenger RNA from Yamadazyma jaroonii, 897 nucleotides. The record is from the annotation of a GenBank genome assembly. Lineage: Eukaryota; Fungi; Ascomycota; Pichiomycetes; Serinales; Debaryomycetaceae.